Molecule: messenger RNA, 291 nt
Organism: Pyricularia pennisetigena
Lineage: Eukaryota; Fungi; Ascomycota; Sordariomycetes; Magnaporthales; Pyriculariaceae
Exons: 2
Coding region: 1-291 (96 amino acids)
Source: RefSeq, a predicted model, not a curated record
AUGACGGCAUCACCAUCAUCCUUUGCCAGUCGCAGCUCGGUACGGUCAUAUUUCGGCAAACAUACCCCACAACAAGGCGGCCAGUACUCCGUUCGAUUAUUUUACCUCGAAGCUCGCAAAACAGACUUCAAAGACGGACUCCACCAGCAGCCAUUGUACCAGCUGAACCAUCUUCCCAUCCCAACGUAUGCGGUGUGGAAUAUCGACAGGUUUCUUGCCAGGGUGGCGAGAUUGUGCUGCUUCUCUCAAACCAUGAACAAUACGGGACCUGAAACGAAGGAGGGAUGGUAG